UAUAAUUAUAAUCUAGUGUUCGGUGCCAAUGGUUGAAGAAUAUCUGUAAUUUUUCACUUUUACUACAGUUUUAAUUACUUAGCCUGACUUAUUCUUAUCGUAUACAAAUGUUUAACUAUAUAUUAUAUUUUGUCUCUUGUGCGAUUUGAUGAAUACAAGUUAAAACAUCUAUGCUAUGUAAAAAGAUGUAGUAUACUGUUUUGCUCUUCUUUCAUUUACUUAUGUAGGAAAAUGUAUUAUUGUAAUAAUUCAAUCGAGUAAAAUCAUUUUGGCUCAAAAUGAAACGUAUAUCGAAAAAAUGUUGUCUUUUGUUUAUACUAGCUUUUUUAAUGAUUUGUAUGUUCAACUUUUUUACAUCUAGACAUAAUCCGGAUGACUAUAAAUCUUUUGAAGAAGUGUGGAGUACAUACUACAGGUAUCCAAAGGAUGAUGGUUUAAAUGGCCCGAUAAUUUCAAUGAACAAUUCAAAAUUGGUAAAAAAACUGAGUGAUCAUUUUCUAGUCAAACCUUUACAAGAAAAUAAAGGUAAACGGUUGCAAUACAAGCUUUCCAAUAUGCAAUUAGUUGAUACAUCAAUGGGACAGGCUACAGAAAUAAGCAAAAUUAUUGAUUAUAAAAAAGGAGGAUUCUUUAUCGAAUGUGGUGCUUUAGAUGGUGAAACAAGAUCAAAUACAUUAUAUUUUGAAAGAUUUUUUGGUUGGAACGGAUUACUCAUUGAAGCUGAUCCGUUAAAUUUUGCUAAAAUGUUAAGGAAAGGUCGAAGAGCUUAUUUAUCACCGACUUGUUUAAGCAUUAAUCCGUAUCCAGAAAUUGUAUCUUUUCUUCAACGUAGCAAUAUGGGUCGAAUUGCAAGUGAUGAAGUGGUAGAAGAUGAAGUAAUACCAAAUGAUAUAGAGAGAAAAAAUGCGCCUAGAGUUAGAGUUCAGUGUUUUCCUCUUUAUACAUACUUGUUAGCACUUAAUAUUACAGUGGUAGACUAUUUCAGUUUGGAUGUGGAGGGUUCAGAACUCAAUGUGUUAAAAACAAUACCAUUUGAUAAGAUUGACAUCAAAACUCUGUCAGUAGAAUUCUUUCAUGUAAAAGAGGGUGAUGAUGGUGUACGGAAAUUUUUGGAAGACAAAGGUUAUAUAGUGACGGGAAAAGUGACCCGAGAUGACAGAUUAGCGAAUGAUUACAUAUUUGCAAAGCCAUCAGUAUUGAAACAAAACAUAUCGUUUUAUGAAACCUAAUAAGUGUAACACACACUAUACAUAAUGAAAAUAUAUUUCCAAUUGUUUGGACUGAAUUUAAUAAUGUGGUAAUUGAUAAACCUACAUUAUUACAAAUAAUCUUUAAACUUGCAUACUAAACACGUGGCCUUAUAAGAAUAUUAAUAAUUAUUUUGUUAACGUUUGUCUUGAACAAAUAAUAUUUAUUUGGAAAAUAUUUGCAAUAUAUACUUUUAAUUAUUGAUCAUAUGUGUAUUUGAUUUCCUAUCAA
This is a messenger RNA of Adelges cooleyi (spruce gall adelgid), 1479 nucleotides long. RefSeq names its product protein Star (gene S). Bases 279 to 1229 code for a protein of 316 amino acids. The record is from RefSeq and is a predicted model, not a curated record. Lineage: Eukaryota; Metazoa; Arthropoda; Insecta; Hemiptera; Adelgidae. The transcript has 6 exons.